Molecule: messenger RNA, 1851 nt
Organism: Cloeon dipterum
Lineage: Eukaryota; Metazoa; Arthropoda; Insecta; Ephemeroptera; Baetidae
Product: beta-1,3-glucosyltransferase
Exons: 9
Coding region: 271-1743 (490 amino acids)
Cellular component (GO): membrane
Molecular function (GO): acetylglucosaminyltransferase activity
Source: RefSeq, a predicted model, not a curated record
UUGGUGCUCUCUGCCUGUUUGCUUUCUCUCCCUUGCACUGCCUACUUCUCCGACACCCCCUCUUUUCGCCUGCCCAGAUGAUUAACCAAAACAGCCCAAAGCAGCAAAACAACAACAGAAAAGAAAUGUGAACUCGUCGCUUGACGUGCUGCUUUCGAGAUUAGUCGUUUAAUUUUGUACUUGGUAGUCAACUUCGCAGUUGAUUUCUGUUCUUAAUUUACUCUAUUACUAUGAGAAUUGAAUAUAAUCUGUCUGAAAAAGACUUAGACCAUGAUUAUUAGAGGUUGCUUUCAUUUGAUUUAUCCUCUUCAGUUUUUUAUCUUGGCGGCAUGCAUAUUUGCACCGUUCAUUUGCCUUGGAAGUUACUCCAAUCAUGAACGCUCAGGUCCAGAGCGUUCUCUUGUGAUAGUCAUUUUAGACCAAGAAAGUGACAAUAAUUCAAACACUUUAGUGACUGAGUUCCGGGCAGACCUUGAAAAGAACAGUCAGGGAGAUUGUCAUGUAAUACUGACGACCGUCUCAGGAAACUUUUCUGGAGAAAUAGGUGCGUGGACUGUAAUUCCUCUCAUUGAAAAAUUAUCUGUUAACCCUAAUCUGUCUUCGUCUUGGUAUUUCUUCGCCUUGCCCAUGACUCGUAUAAAUUUCCCAAAACUAUUGAACCUGCUGAAUCGAUACAAUUCUGAGGAGCCAAUCUGGCUGGGAUAUGGCCUGCACGACAGGGAACCGACAAUUAUCCACCACUUUUCCUUGCUUACCAAAGCCAAAGACAAUUUCCUCUAUCCACUAUUCCCGUCUGGAUUCGCCCUGAGCCAAGGACUGGUUUCCUCACUUGCAGAGAGGUGGAACCUGAACAACACUGCUGAGCUCCAUCCAUCGGAAUUCGCCAUAGAUGCGUCCCACGAGCUUGCCCUUUUUAUCUGGAACGAAGGUCAGGGUCCCACGCUGACCCAUUCAAGCAGGUUCUGCUGGGUAAAGGGACCCAAUUGCGUUUCAUACCCUGUCGUCCAGUCAACCUGCAGACCUUUGGUCCAGACCAAAGAGAUUUUCUUUGCCGUCAAAACUUGUCAGAAAUUUCACAGGACCAGGGUGCCGAUCGUGUUGCAGACGUGGGCCAAGAAGACUCACCACUUUGCACUCUUUUCUGAUACGCCAGAUUUCAUGGUUCCUGGACUGGUUGAUCUCAAAGUGCCAAACACGGAGCACGGCCACUGCAGCAAGACUGAAGCCAUCAUCAAGUACGUUGAGCAAAUAAUGAUGGAACAACCAAAUAUUGGAUGGCUGGUGAUCGCAGAUGACGACACCAUUUUAAGCGUUGCACGACUGCAAGAAUUCUUGAGCUGUCACAGUCAAAUCGAAACACCUCUGGCCCUAGGCGAGCGAUACGGAUUCAGAGUGAUGGAGCCGGAAAAUGGCUACAACUACUUGACUGGUGGGGGUGGAAUGGUCAUCAACAGGGCUGCUGUGAAGCUUCUGGCCAAAGAAUGCCGCUGCCCAGCAGACAAUUUCCCUGAUGACAUGUACAUCAUGGGCAUUUGCCUCUCCAAAGCAUCCAUCCCCCUUGUUCAUUCCUCAUUAUUUCAUCAAGCUCGCCCAGAUGACUAUGCUCAAGAAUACUUAGCCAUGCAGAAACCCAUUUCAUUCCACAAGCACUGGCAGGUCAAUCCGUUUGAAGUGUACAAGAACUGGUUCGACCCUGACUUUCCUGCUGGAACGCCGAAACGUAACGUCCAUAAUGAGCUUUGAUUAAUUUUCCGCAAACCAGUUGUAACGCAAUUAUUGUUUAAUUGGAAGAAAUGACAAUACCAUUUGUGCCAUUUUGAAAUAAACACUACUUGUUCUUUUUAAACAAAA